AUGUCGCGUCCUGCGGCGCUCUGGAGAUCGAUCUGCUCGAUCGAUCGACUUGUCGGAACCAUUUUCGGCCUCCCGUUCGGCACCGCCGCCCAUUCGUUUGCACCACCUCAGAGUGUUAUGGUAGACGGCACAGUCAGCCCCCAGGAACUCUUCCGAUACAUCGCUGUCAUCGCUGGCAAGGUUCAGGACAUUGACGAGAGCCACGUCUCUGGUCGUUCGCAGAACGAACUCGACCAAAAGGUGUGGAACGUGGAAAGCGAGCUCAAGACGCUCAUCAGCAUGACGCCGUCCGGCUGGUGGACUUCGAAGCCCGAACGCCUUGUUGACCAUGUGUUACAAUACUGGACGUACUACUUCACCAUACGAGCACACCUGCGGUUAGCACUGAGUGGUGGAUCCGAUUCACAACACACUUACAGCUCCAUGGCAUGCUUCCAGGCUUCCAGAGAGUUGGCGCAGCGCUAUGUCAAUCUUAGGGGUCUGCUACCCCCGGCGUUCUUUGCUGGGAGAGUCCUCGAUCUCCAGGCGCUUACCGGCGCUGUUGUACUCCUUUUCACCAGCCAACGGUCCAGCGCCCCAGAUGAAAGCGAGCCACCAUCCUCACAUCUUGUUCAGGGCAUCAUUCAGACGAUGGAAUCAGUGUCAAGCCACCCUACUGGAGUUUUCAGUCGGCAAGCUGCGCCCGCUCUUCGUGCCCUCAAUGAGCUUCUGAGCAAAUCUGAAAACGCGGACUCUGCAGGCCUGACGCUGCAGAUUCCAAUGCUCGGAAAGAUCAACGUCAGCAGACACGCCAAAGCGGCACAGCCUUCCGCAAGCGGGACACGGUAUGUCCAGGCACCGCGACCGACAUCUGUACCAUUUUCUGGGCAAGCCAUACCCGGCGCGAGUCAGGCGACGGAUUUCAGCGCUUCAGGCUUCGCAUCGGCUACUGACCAGAUCGACUGGUCGCUCAUGAUGGACUUGACCUUUCCAGGAGAUGCUAAUGGCAUUGAUCAGUGGAUGACGUAUGAUAGCUGGGACCCUACCGUUUUCUAG
Saxophila tyrrhenica is the source of this 1035-nucleotide messenger RNA. RefSeq lists its product as uncharacterized. NCBI's taxonomy places the organism in Eukaryota, Fungi, Ascomycota, Dothideomycetes, Mycosphaerellales, Extremaceae. The record is from RefSeq and is a predicted model, not a curated record. Bases 1 to 1035 code for a protein of 344 amino acids. The transcript has 2 exons.